Molecule: messenger RNA, 2211 nt
Organism: Penicillium olsonii
Lineage: Eukaryota; Fungi; Ascomycota; Eurotiomycetes; Eurotiales; Aspergillaceae
Source: the annotation of a GenBank genome assembly
AUGGCUGUUGAAUUGGAUCUGGUCAUUGGAACCCGACGGGUCGCCUUCUCCGGCAUUCUCAUUCUCCUCCCUAUUUGCAUCAUCACUUUCUUUUAUUUGAGAUUCUUCACCUCCCACCCGAAGCUCUCAAAUUCCGAGAGUCCAGUUGCCCCGGGGCGCAAACGAUUCAAGGCGCAUCAAUAUUUCAAAUCACAUGCAGAAUGGAAAUCCACGAAAGAGCUGGAAUUCUACAAAGAGCUUUACUUCAAGCUUCAGAACCUAGAGAAACAUUCCGAGACAAUACCUACGGCACGACAAACCUUCCUAGUCCUACUGUCGCAAGCGCUGGAAGACUACGCCAAGGCGCCCGACACGAAUAUACUGUCAAUUGAACGCUUCGACAAGACCAAAUUAGCCCACUUCCUCCAGAGUCAGCAAGAUGAUGUCACCAAUCAAUAUCAUCAAUAUAUCAGUCGGCGACAAUCUGGAGGCUCACGCGAGCUUCUUCCCGACCGGCAGGCAGCCGGAGAUUGGCUGAGAGAAAUCGCACCUGUGAAACUCGUCGACGGCGCCUGGCUCGGGCACUUGAACAAUAUCAAGAUGCCCUUUUCAUUGAGGCAAAUCGUGAAGCAGACAUGGCUGGUGUUCACAGAAGAGCUCGGGAAUGGCAAUCGCGACCAACAUCACGUCAAGGUCUUCGAAGACCUCUUACAAAACUUCGAGCCUGCUUUACCAUCGCCAACAACAAAUGCGAUUCUGCAUCCUCGAUACAACCUGGGAAAUCUCAAAUAUUGGAGAGCGGCUGUGGCGCAGUUGCUAGUGUCUUUAUUCCCGCUCGACUUUUUGCCCGAGAUUCUCGGGUUCAAUAUGCAUUUUGAAGCCCUGCAAUUAGACACUUUACAAGCAUCAAAGGAGUUGCCGGAAGUUUCACUGGAUCCAUCCUACUUCCUCCUUCAUGUUUCCAUCGACAACAGCCAUUCGGGUCACGCUGCCAUGGCGAUGGAGGGCGUUGCAGAUUACAUUCAACAUGUUGCCAGAACCGAGGGUGAUGUGGCUGCUGACGUCGCGUGGAAGAGAGUCCAGGCAGGAUAUGUCUUCAGCGAGUGGCAGUUCCAAAAGGGCAACCAAGUAACCAAUAUUCUUGAACGUCUUAACGAUGACUCUCAUGAUCGAUUGGAGUCGAAGGUUCUUACAACAUUCAACUCCAAGAUCCAGGCUGCCCGCAAACUGCAUUGUGGCAGCCGGGUGAAGCUUGGAAAGCGUUCGCUGACUGAUUGGCUUGACCCCGAGGCUUUUACUUCUGAGGAAUGGCGACGUGAUUUCAUACGCUGUUUGAGCAGAAGUGAACCCUGGAUAUAUAAAGGAGACAGCCAGAAGAGCAGACUAGUGCAAGAGCUUCGAUGGGGAGGGAGGAUGUACGGCUCAUUCACGAAGGGCGAACUCGAAACACUUGAACUUUGGAUCAACACCCUGGGGUCCGACCGAACUCCUUUCUACUAUUCUUUCAUCAGGCCCACACCCAGUCCACCAUACCGCCUGGAGGAAUCAGACAACAGCUGCGAUUCUAGCAUCGCUGACCCUAGCGAGAACUUCGAAACAGGAACUCUGCUUUCUCGCGACCCACUCCCCAAAGCUUCGGGAGACAAUACCAAUCUCAACUUGCCUAUCCUUCUCCCACUCUGGUUCACACAGUGUUGCCUUUUGCAAUCAUUUGUGUAUGCCCCCGGGAGAACUAGCGACACGACCGGCUGUGCUGUGGUGAGGUUUCUUCGGGCUCAGUCGGGCUUUGAGACAGAAGAUCUGGUCGUGACAGGUGCCGAUGAGCCCAACACGGCAGAAAACGGAGGAAUCAUUGAAUUUGGCUUGGAAAUGAUCACGAAAGCAUCGCUUCCCGUCCCUCAAGGACUGCAAGGUCUUCUUUCCCUUUGGCCUUCAGACUUUGCCACCAAAAUGCUCAAGUUAUCUUCUUGUCCCAUUCAAAACUUUGGCGUCUUGUUGGGCAUGUCAAUGGCGCUUCUCGAAUUACAAGAGAUGGUAUCCGAGUGUCCAAACUCUGGGUUACUCUGUGCCAAGAGCAGCGAGCGGCUUGCAUCCCUGGUUCGGAGACAGUAUCAAUGCCUGCAGGUCUGUCUUCAGGAAAUCCCCGUUGGUGAUUCACGUCAUGGGGAGUUUCACCAGGGCUAUGGCAUGGCGAAAGCGGAAAUCGACAAAUGUUUCAGCCUGAAGGUGUGA